UCUAUAUUUAUUAUCUUUUCUUCAAAACCCCUUAAUACAUUUUCAAUAGGUACAUUCUUUGAGGAACAAACAGAAUGUACCUAUAAUUUCCUUUGGAAUUUUUCAUUGCCUUUUGAGAAACAGGGGAUUCUGCAUUUAUUCAUUGAAAAACAAAUGGAGGACUUUAGUGUUGAAUGUUUGGAUGAAUUUGAAAUAGAGUGGGAAUAUGAAUUCGACGCUGCUUUGUUCUAUGAUUUCUGUAGGCCAGAGUCACCUUAUGAGGCUGAAGAAGCCCAACGCUGGUUUGAAACUUGGGGCAACUAUCCGCCUUCUCCUCUCAUUGGAAAGUUAAACUUAGACCUGGGGAAGGACACCACAGCAAAAUAUUCACGUGGUCCCUCUAGGUUACGAGAAGAGCAAUCCGCAAAAUCAAGCAGCAAUUCCUCCAAUAUUUACAUAGGUUCUGCAGUUUCACCUUAUAAACCGAAAACUGGAGAAACAUUAUCCAUUGGUCGAAUGGCUAAGGAAAGUCCAAAAGUUAUGUUAAAGUCAGAGCCCAGAUCUUCGAAUGCCAGAGUUUCAACUUUAAUGAAGCCCACUGCUAGUCAUUUGGCUAAACUAAGGUCCCUGAAGCCACCUAGCAAGACCGAUGAGAGAAGUUCAUGGAACUCUUCAGUAUCUUAUAAUGCAGCUCCUAAAAGACAAAAGCUAGAAAGUGGCUAUUUGCGAAAGGUCACUGUUCCUAGAGAUCCCCAACUAGAAACCAUGCAGAGGGCACAAAGACGAAGUUUCAGGUCCAAGAAUGAUUCAGAGUCAAGUGACCAUACAAAAGACAAAGGCCACCCUUCAAAAUCACAGCCUUUGAACACAAAAUUGUCAAAAAGCCAAAAUGCUGAGUCUGCUGCACAUAGCACUUCUGUGGCCUUUAAAAGACCAAGCACUCAAAAUGCUGCAAAGCAAGGUAAUUCUGUGACAUUGCUCAAAUCAAAAGCUUUAAGAUGUAAUAAGAUUUUCCCUAGUGAAGAUACUAGAAUAUGUGAAAACAUUAGAGAAAGAACUACAAUCUCAAUGGAUUCUAAAUCUACAGUUGAUAAGAAGCUUCCAGUGCAUCCACCAGUACAACUGUUUAAUAAGUUGUCCCUUAGAUCUGAAAGAGAAACAUGAAAGGUGCGUUAGAUGAUUUUUAAAGAAGAAUCUAUUCUUGUACCUGUUGCCAUCUGUUCAGAAAUGCAUGCGGAAGCCAAAUGAGUGUGGGCCAAAAGGGGCACACCAUGAAUUGGAUGCCAGUCCAGCAUGAACAGGUACCCCUUUCUUCAAUCUCAUGUAUAAGAAAACAGAAAGAGAUAGUAAGAAAUGAUAUUAAUUGCCGAUAUCUGUUUGUAUAUUUACCAUCAGCCACCUCCUCAUCAAGAUUAAGCUUUACAGCUAAAACUUCUUUUAUUGUCUUGAGGAUUAACCAAUAGACUAUUGAAAAUAGUCAUUGUAUGCCUAUCGUAUUGCUUACCUGAUCUACUUUUUAACCUUUGUACUGUAUCUCUCAGGAACUUGGAAUACUAUAAGAAUCUAUGAUCAAGAAGUUCAUUUCUAAGGUCCAUCUGGCUAUUGUUAGGGGAAGUUGUAUUUCUUCAAGUUGGUUUGAAGUAGAAAAUAUAAAGAACUUCUAAGUUUAGAGUAACCUAGUUUGCUGGAUAUUGGAACGAGACGAGUCUGAAUGGAGCGAAAUGUAUAGUGAUGAUUCGUAGUCGACUCCAACUAACUUGGGAUCGAGGCUUAUUUAGUUGUUGCAGUUGUCUUUGCUGCUUGAUCAGUCAAACACGUCAGUUGAUUAUGGAAAGGCAGUUUUUUGAAACAUACUUAAUAAAAUACUUAAUAAAGUGUAAAAUGUAUGGUUAUCCAUACAAUUCAUUUCAUAAAAUCAUUCAAAAAUGUGAAAACAAAAGAAUUAUAUGUACUACCUUAGAUCAUAAAAAGUAUAGCAAGUAUUACAACAAACAUCUUAAGAGGGGUCUAUGAAU
Molecule: messenger RNA, 1994 nt
Organism: Lycium ferocissimum
Lineage: Eukaryota; Viridiplantae; Streptophyta; Magnoliopsida; Solanales; Solanaceae
Exons: 11
Coding region: 154-1143 (329 amino acids)
Biological process (GO): mitotic spindle assembly; regulation of mitotic spindle organization; activation of protein kinase activity
Cellular component (GO): mitotic spindle; nuclear microtubule
Molecular function (GO): microtubule binding; protein kinase activator activity
Source: RefSeq, a predicted model, not a curated record